CCACAAAGAUUCGACGUAGGAGCAGCUCACAUGAAGCUGGAGCCGGAGGAGGGCGUGUCCGCUGAGGAGCUGUUGUGGGAAAGCCAGCAAUAACAGAACAGGUUUGGCCGCAAAGUUAUCCCUGCCUGCCUGCAUCGGCAACACCUGUUCCUGCUGCUCCGUUAGUCCUGGCCCCAGGACCAGGGCGCCCCGCUUGUACACACGGGGAAGCGGAACCGGCUGGCAUGGCUGCGACCGCCACUCAGUCCCUGGGAAGUCUGCCAACCGGACUCGGGGUUUGUGUCACGGCACCGGAUAUGUUCUACUUGCCCGAACUGGUGACCGGCGGGCUGGUGUGGAUCCUGGUGGCAUCCACCCGCGUGGAGCCUCCCAAUCCUCUGGGCUGGGUGAUGUUUGUCUCCCUCUUCUGCUUCUCCACCACCCUCCUCUGGAUGCUCCUCUUCAUCGCCGGCUGUCACCACAGCAGCUCCAGCUGGGCCGCCGCUGACUUUGUCUAUCACGCUGUGGCCACCUUGUUCUACCUGAGUGCUGCAGUGUCUCUGGCCUACAUCACCUUCUUGAUGAAGUUAGGAUCCUUCAGGCUCUACAAGAUUGACAUCGCUGCUGUGGUGUUUGCAUUCACGGCCACACUCCUGUACUUCAUUCACGCCAUCUUGUCCUCUCUCAGAUGGAAACACUUCUGAAAAACAUUUGGUGUUACAUAUUUAAUAUGCAUUUGUUAUGUCAGCCAUUUAAACUCUUUUCUAUGAUCUUCAAAACAAAUUUGAAUGUUUUUGUUUCUAAGCCCAAUGAGAACAAAAUCAUUCAAAAGUUAAGUAAAAUGAUGAUUUUUGCCUUGAAGUAAAAAAAGAUCUUAUUUUAUAUUUGCCAUUUUUUUUGUGCAGUAAAAAAUUUAAUUAUUAUAUAUCAAUCAACAUUGUAUUUUAUCUAUAUUUUUUCAACCUUUCCAGACAUUUACUGCAAAUGUUUUUUUCUUCUUCCAUGUCACUCUGAAAAUGUCAAUUUUUUAUUUUCUUUGAAGUAGAAAUCUUAAAAACAGGAAAUUAGUGCUUUUUAAGUGUUUUGACAAUUAUGAAGUGGUGUGUGAAAGAUCAGUAAAGACAUUAAAUUCACUGUAAGAUGAAUUAUUUGAUUUAAUGAGCCGUGUGAGUACAUGUAAAAGGACAUGAUGUACAUAAUUGUAUUUCAGCGCCAAAACACGUGACCAGAAUGUAAUUACUAAAUUCUAAGGUCUCCACUGUAAGUAAGUCAUUCUCUGUCAUCGCGCUACCAAAUAGUGCGUUUUACGCCCGCCCAGACGGAGCGUUUGGACCCCUGCGAGGCUCGGACGUCGUCCCAGUUCAGACGGGUGUUGAGGAUCUCGUCCUCGGGUUCCGGCUGGGCUUUUGCGCCCAAUUUGGGGCUGGCCACCACUAUGGGCAGCGGGCCGCGCUCCUGGCGGAACUCCACCACGUGGAGCUGCUUCUUGUCCGCCAGCUUCUGGUGGGUUUCCUGCAAGGGGGGGCGGGACCUUGUAAAAAAUUGGGUUGUUCUCUAUUGAAUAUUACGCUGGUGUCCUCCUUGUAUCCUGUAGGAGUUCUGGGAUUUAUGUUGGACUGUAAAGUUUUGCAAAAUCAUCUAAUCUUACUUCAGUUUUCUUUGUUUAGCGCAAACAAACAUAGUAGAGGAAGGUCAAAACUACUUCCAAAUCAUUCACAUUACAGAUGACGCUCAGUUAUGAGAAAUGUAUAGAACAUUUAUAUUGCUACAACAUCCCAAAAGCUAAAAAUCAUGUUUUUAAAUUAGUUUGCUGCAUUAAAAAAUAU
Molecule: messenger RNA, 1805 nt
Organism: Entelurus aequoreus (snake pipefish)
Lineage: Eukaryota; Metazoa; Chordata; Actinopteri; Syngnathiformes; Syngnathidae
Product: myelin and lymphocyte protein-like
Exons: 4
Coding region: 225-683 (152 amino acids)
Biological process (GO): myelination
Cellular component (GO): membrane
Molecular function (GO): structural constituent of myelin sheath
Source: RefSeq, a predicted model, not a curated record